AUGGGUUGUCUGAACUUCACCAGCGGAAAUGAGACUUUGCCUGGCAGGCAUCCGUAUACUGUGCAGACCUCUGUGCCUCUGACUAUUCUGGUGGGUAUCCUCAUCCUGCUGACUGUGUUUGGCAAUGUCAUGGUAGUAAUCGCUGUGAUCACAAGCCGAGCGCUGAGAGCACCUCAGAACUUGUUUUUAGUCUCCCUGGCAAGUGCAGACAUCCUGGUUGCCACCUUAGUGAUGCCAUUCUCUUUGGCGAAUGAACUGAUGGGUUACUGGUAUUUUGGUAAAGUGUGGUGCGAAAUCUACCUGGCUCUGGAUGUGCUCUUCUGCACCUCAUCCAUCGUUCACCUGUGUGCCAUCAGCCUGGACAGGUACUGGUCCAUCACUCAAGCGAUUGAGUACAACCUGAGGAGGACACCGCGCAGGAUUAAAUGCACAGUCUUCAUAGUUUGGGUACUGGCGGCCAUCAUUUCUUUCCCUCCGCUUAUCACAAUGAAAAAGGACGAGGGUAAAGAAGACAGCCCUGAAUGUGAAAUUAAUGAGGAGAAAUGGUACAUCAUAUUCUCCAGCACUGCCUCUUUCUUUGCACCCUGCAUCAUCAUGAUUAUGGUAUAUGUGAGAAUAUACCUGAUUGCCAAGAAAAGAACAAGAGCCCCGCCAGGUGAAAGGCAGAGAGAAUAUGGCAAUCAAGAAGACACAAAGUGUAGUUUGGACCCCCUGGGGAGAAAAGACACAGAAGAAAGGGAAGUGGAAGAGAGGAACGGUAGAGAGAACAACGGGCUGGACGUGGAGGAAGAACCCUCCUCGUCUGAUGGGAAUGAAACUGUCCUAUGUUCCCUGAAGAGGAAGAGGGGUAUGAGAACAACCAGAGUGGCUCAAGUGAAGCCUGGAGAAACCUCGCCAAAGCCAGAAGCGCAGUCCUCCGUGAGAGUGAGCAAGUGGAAAGGAAGGCAGUACAGAGAGAGGCGCUUCACAUUUGUUCUGGCUGUGGUCAUGGGAGUGUUUGUUCUCUGCUGGUUCCCCUUUUUCUUCACAUACACGCUUACUGCUGUGUGUGACACUUGCUGUGUCCCAGAGACGCUGUUCAAAAUGUUUUUCUGGUUUGGUUACUGCAAUAGCUCACUAAAUCCUGUUAUAUACACAGUAUUCAACAAUGACUUCAGGAGGUCUUUUAAAAAGAUCCUUUGUAAAAGGGACAGAAGAGGCUUAUAA
This is a messenger RNA of Centropristis striata (black sea bass), 1206 nucleotides long. Its product is annotated as alpha-2A adrenergic receptor-like. The transcript has a single exon. NCBI's taxonomy places the organism in Eukaryota, Metazoa, Chordata, Actinopteri, Perciformes, Serranidae. Gene Ontology annotation, biological process: adenylate cyclase-activating adrenergic receptor signaling pathway. Gene Ontology annotation, molecular function: adrenergic receptor activity. The record is from RefSeq and is a predicted model, not a curated record. Gene Ontology annotation, cellular component: membrane. The coding region runs from base 1 to 1206 and encodes 401 amino acids.